Pseudophryne corroboree (corroboree frog) is the source of this 1423-nucleotide messenger RNA. It is a transcript of the gene PSMD7, whose product is annotated as proteasome 26S subunit, non-ATPase 7. The coding region runs from base 111 to 1073 and encodes 320 amino acids. The transcript is spliced from 7 exons. The record is from RefSeq and is a predicted model, not a curated record. Gene Ontology annotation, molecular function: metallopeptidase activity; protein binding. Gene Ontology annotation, biological process: proteasome-mediated ubiquitin-dependent protein catabolic process. Gene Ontology annotation, cellular component: proteasome regulatory particle; proteasome complex. NCBI's taxonomy places the organism in Eukaryota, Metazoa, Chordata, Amphibia, Anura, Myobatrachidae.
GGCACUUCCGCCCGCGCAGCGCAUGCUGGGUAGCGAGUCUCCGGAAGCGUCGGCUGCAGUGUGUCAGGUGCGGUUCCGGCUGGUGUGAGAAUCAUUGUGGCCGGGGAAAGAUGCCGGAGCUGGCGGUAGAUAGAGUUGUCGUGCACCCGCUCGUGCUGCUUAGUGUGGUGGAUCAUUUCAACAGAAUCGGUAAGAUUGGGAACCAGAAGCGGGUGGUCGGUGUGCUGCUAGGAUCUUGGCAUAAGAAAAUCUUAGAUGUAUCUAAUAGUUUUGCAGUUCCAUUUGAUGAAGAUGAUAAGGAUGAUUCUGUCUGGUUUCUGGACCACGACUACCUGGAGAACAUGUAUGGCAUGUUCAAGAAAGUAAAUGCUCGGGAACGUAUAGUUGGCUGGUACCACACAGGACCCAAACUGCAUAAAAAUGACAUUGCAAUCAACGAGCUGAUGAAAAGAUAUUGUCCAAAUUCUGUUCUUGUGAUCAUUGAUGUGAAGCCGAAGGAUCUUGGUCUUCCCACCGAAGCAUAUAUCUCCGUGGAGGAGGUUCAUGAUGACGGCACUCCAACCUCAAAGACCUUUGAACACGUCACCAGUGAGAUUGGGGCUGAGGAGGCAGAAGAAGUUGGUGUGGAGCACUUGUUACGAGACAUCAAGGACACUACAGUGGGGACCCUGUCACAGCGCAUCACGAAUCAGGUACAUGGCCUGAAGGGACUGAAUUCCAAACUGCUGGAUAUCAGGAGUUACCUAGAGAAAGUAUCCUCCGGCAAACUGCCCAUCAACCACCAAAUCAUUUACCAGCUUCAGGACGUCUUCAACCUGUUGCCAGAUGUCAACCUGCAGGAGUUUGUCAAGGCCUUCUAUCUAAAGACUAAUGACCAGAUGGUGGUGGUGUAUCUGGCCUCUCUCAUCCGCUCGGUGGUCGCCCUUCACAAUCUCAUCAAUAACAAGAUCGCCAACAGAGACGCCGAGAAGAAGGAGGGGCAGGAAAAAGAGGAGAGCAAGAAGGAACGGAAGGACGAGAAGGAGAAAGAAAAGACCGACGCAAAGAAAGAGGAGAAGAAGGAGAAGAAAUGAUAGUGUCUCACCAUUAGUAGUUUUUAUUUGUAUGUAUGCCGAAUAGAUCUUGCUGGCCCGGCUUUCCUAUUUAUACUAAGGAAUGGUCUGCCACGGAAUCCACUUGUCAGUGCAAUGGUUGUGUCCAGCCAUGUAAUGCCUUUUGGGGGGCGUUUUGUUUGAUGUGCAGGUGUCUAUAUGGUAUAUCACUCUGCCAUUGAGCUAUUUUGUAGCUUUGUUGUUUUUCUUUCCCCCUCUUGCCUGGGAGUGUUCUUCCUUUUUAAGGUGUGAUCAAGGUUCUUAGUGGAGGGUUCAAUCUGGCCAUAAUGUCAUCUUCCUGCAAAGUAAUAAUAAAACGUCUGGUUUAUAAA